This is a messenger RNA of Phytophthora infestans T30-4, 522 nucleotides long. RefSeq lists its product as uncharacterized. The coding region runs from base 1 to 522 and encodes 173 amino acids. Gene Ontology annotation, molecular function: heme binding; iron ion binding; oxidoreductase activity, acting on paired donors, with incorporation or reduction of molecular oxygen. The record is from RefSeq and is a predicted model, not a curated record. Lineage: Eukaryota; Oomycota; Peronosporomycetes; Peronosporales; Peronosporaceae. The transcript is spliced from 2 exons.
AUGACAGAGCAGAGCCUCGCCAGUGGUGGUAAACCGUGGCUUCUAACAGGCAUCGGCCAGCUGCCCAAGAUCGUCGUGACUGCCGCUGCCGCCUACGAAGACGUGUUUAAAACACAGUUUGACGUGUUCGUACGCGGUCCGGGUGAGACGGUGUUGGAAGUCUUGGGCGAGGGCAUCUUCAACGUGGACGGUGACAAGUGGAAGCACCAGCGUCGCGUCACGAGCCACCUCUUCUCCAUGCACAUGCUCAAGGACUGUAUGAACGCCGUAGUUCGUGAGAAGACCGUCAAGCUUCGUGAUGUACUCGCCAUGUGUGCUGAACGAGGAGACUCCGUGAGUAUGAAGUCGCUGCUCAACAAAUACACUGCCGACACGUUCACGCGCAUCGGCUUCGGCGUGGAACUCAACGGCCUUGACGAGCCUGUGGACGUCGAUACGACGCAGCCAUUGGACGCUGCUCUUCGGGUAGUGCAGACUCGACUUCAGAGUCCUGUGUGGCUCUGGAAACUCCGUCGGAUCUGA